GCUAGAGAACCGGAAGUAAACGUGCGCGAAGUGAUUAUAAAGUUUUUACCAAUGUUUUGACUGAGAAAGUUUUAAAAAUACUUAUUUUGUAGAUUUUAAGAUGUAUUCAAUAUGUUUGUUACUACUAGUACUUGUCGCACAAGACUGCUCGAGCCAAGAUGAUGUGGGACCUUACAGAGGAAAGUUUAUAGGAAAACUAAAUUCUUAUCAUCACCAGGUAUCAGGUGAUGUGUACGCAGUUGAUGAUUGGACAAUAUUACUUGUGGAUUUUAAUUAUGAUGGUACGGGGGAUGACACGUUUUUCUGGGCAGGAGACUCGGGUAGGCCGGGACCUCUUGGUUUCAUUGUGGCUGACCAGCAUGGCAAUACAAAUAUUCUUGAACGCUACAACAAUGAAGAGGUUCAUCUAAAGUUACCCGACGGUAAGCGUGUAUCGCGCAUAACUUGGUUUGCAGUGUAUGACUUGGCCUCUCAGAAUGCCUUUGGGGAUGUAUACAUACCAGAAGAGUUCGAGGCGCCGGCGCCAAGGACCCUGACGCCAUUCGUAGCUGCUCCAGGCGUCAAAUUAUCUAGUCAGCCUCUCAAAUUUAUGGAUGCUUCUACAUUCAUUAUCCCCGAGUUUCACUACGACGGCAGCGGGGAGGAGGUUUACUUCUGGACGGGUGUCGGUCCGCAGCCUUCGUCUCGAGGAAACAAGAUACCCGACGAGGACGGAUACCUGGAGCCGCUGCGCGCGUACGCCGGCGAGGACGUGAGCCUGUCGCUGCCGGGCGGGCGCACGGUGUUCGACGUGGACUGGAUCGCGCUGUACGACGUGCGCGCGCGCGCCGCGCUGGCGUCCGUGCUCGUGCCCGACGCGCUCAACGUGCCGCCCGCGCACGUGCGCACGCACCCGCACUCCUCCGCGCUGCCGCACUGCCACCAGCUGCACAGGGACUACCAGGUCUCGUGGGAAGUCUUCGGCAAUCAGAUCACGAUACAACUGGCCGCGCUGCUGGACGAGGACGAGUACAUGGCGUUCGGCAUCUCCGGCUCGUCGACGCGCUCGCAGAUGUUGGGCGCGGACGUGGGCGUGGCCUGGUUCGACGCGCGACUGCAGCGCGGGCUCGCCACCGACUACAACAUCACCGCGCUGGCGCCCUGCGUGCAGGUGCUGGGCCAGUGGCGCGGCGUGUGUCGCGAUGACCGCGUGGGCGGCCUGGACUCUCACCAGGUCAUCAGCGCCAGCCGCGACCAGGGUCUCACCGUCGUCAGGUACCGUCGCGGCCUGCAGCCAGGGGAGGAGCUGGACCGCGAAUGGCCCCUCGACCGCUCCGUGUUCGUCGUGUGGGCCAUCGGCGGCCUGGACCACGCGCAGGAACCCGCCUUCCACCGCCUGUGGCCCGCCAGCGACAUCCAGCUCGUGCUGAAUCAGAAGGACCCCGCCAACGACUGCUUCGACUUCACCGUGGGGGCGCGCGCGCGGGCGGCGGGCUGGGAGCGCGCCGAGCUGUUCGACCCGGCGCUGCGCGUGUUCCGCGCCACGCUGGGCCCGGCGGGCGGCGCGCGCGGGCUGGCGGCGCGCGGCGCGGGCGCGGCGCCGGCGCGCGCCUGGUACGUCAACGGCCAGCUGGCACCCGACCUGCAGCUGCGGCGGGGCCUCGUCUACACCUUCCUGGUGAGCGGCGGUGACGACCCGCACUCGGCGGAGCUGUACCACCCGCUGGUGAUCACGGCGGAGCGGCACGGCGGCCUGGAGCGCCUCGACGACGCCACGCAGCGCGGCGUGCGCGUGCUCGCCGGCGCCCGCCACACGCGGCGCGGCAGACUCAGCCCCACGGCGGCGGGCGCGCUGUGCGUGGGCGAGCGGGCGGCGGGCACGGACGCGCGCCGCGACGCGUUCGACACGUUCCGCGCCUUCAACCGCUCGCUGCGCUGGCAGUGCUCGGGCCGCGCCGCCCCGCUGACGGUGACGCCCAACUCCUCGUGGCCCGACCGCGUCUACUACCACUCCUUCACGCACGCCGACAUGGGCGGCCGUAUCUUCGUGGUGGACCGUCACCGCCGUAACAUUGCGCGAACCUCGGCUGCCGUUAUCUCCGUCCCGCUCCCGUUCGUGGUCGUCACUAUCGCCGUUUCGCUCGCACUUGCGCGCCGACCCGACGUCACGCGGAUUUUUUGAUACUUUGAUAACAACUCGAAAAUAUGUCGAUUAAAUAUAAUUUGCGCUUCCGCUUCUCUUGUGCGAAAGACGGACAGUUUUGUCGGCAUUUCGCAAAGGUUUUACACGUUACAAUUUACAAUUCUUCACAGGGUUCUCACUUGGGGCCGAGAAUGACUCUCGACGUGAGUAUUUAAACAUUGACACGGUUUUCGUUAUUUAUUUUUAAUGUAGGGAACUUAUAUACCUAUAAGAAUUUGCUCAACACUGCCCAAGCCGUCCAGACGUGAACAAACCCACGCCCGCAAUACUCGUAGAUAUAGAAGCGUCGUUAAUAGAGAUCUCUAUGUAUACAUUUGUAACUAUUUUGUAAAUAAAAUACUACAAUUACU
Vanessa atalanta (red admiral) is the source of this 2532-nucleotide messenger RNA. It is a transcript of the gene knk, whose product is annotated as protein Skeletor, isoforms B/C. Bases 101 to 2161 code for a protein of 686 amino acids. The transcript is spliced from 13 exons. The record is from RefSeq and is a predicted model, not a curated record. Lineage: Eukaryota; Metazoa; Arthropoda; Insecta; Lepidoptera; Nymphalidae.